This is a messenger RNA of Dermacentor andersoni, 995 nucleotides long. The record is from RefSeq and is a predicted model, not a curated record. Lineage: Eukaryota; Metazoa; Arthropoda; Arachnida; Ixodida; Ixodidae.
CUCAGGACUCCUGGAAGGUAGCCUUGCGCUACAGAUUCAAGAAUCGGCGAAGGGUUCUUCCGUGCGAUGGUCGCCUGGGCGAGAACCGUGCGAAGUUUGGGUCACGCAGGAAGGACACUGAAGAAACAGCCAUGGUGGAGCUCCAGCGGCACAAAGUGCAAAAGAUGGAUGUUCCUAUCUCUACAAUAGCCGGAGAAGACGAAACAAGUUUUGAAAUGCACACGGAGUGGCUCAGCUGUGAAUCUCGCAAAGGCUCUCCUGACGAGGAUCAAAUCAAUGAAAGGAUGGCCUUGACAUGUCGCCAAAGAAUUUCUGACAUCGCAACAAAUAGUAUUCAUGAGGCGAAGAGGAAGUACCCAUACAUGAUGAGCUUUGAGCGGGUAAGUAAACUUUUGCUACUAUGUAUGAAACAGCAUUGCACUUUGUACACAUCUUUUUUUUUUCAGUUUUGCAGUGACUUCGCUAGACUAACUAAGAUUGACCCUUCACCUUGCAUUGCAAAAGGGAUCAACAAAAUUGUGAAAAUGGCAGAAAUGAAACGCAUCCCUUGCGAAGCAAGUGUAAUGGCAUCACUUGAACAGGCUCGUGAGAUGUCACCGGAGAGGCUGCGAACACGACACAUCCUAACAGUUGCAGCACUUCGGAUACUGUCUUUCAAUGUCAAGGAAGUUAAUGGUCUGUCAUCUUUGUUUGUGCAAGAGGAGGACCCAAGCGUUCCUGCAACCCCUUGCAUCGUAUAUUCUGGAGCAGACGUUGUAGAGGCUGACCUUCUCCACAUCAAGGUGGACCGCGAAAAGUUGUUUGCGGUGAAAAAUGGGGAGGAGGGGCUGGCGGCUGUCUUAUCUGCUUACUGGCUUUUCAAUAUCCAGUACGACCGCAAGCUGUUCAACACUCUUGUCGUGUUGGAGCGCCUUUUCCUUGGGCUCACAUUGAGUUCCCCUAGAGUAGUGGCUACAAAGUUCUUGAAUAAAGUCACCAAAAGUGAGCCAUGUUGA